GUCAGCAGGCACCACCACGGGGAGAUCAGAACUUCUAGCUGGCUCUCUGCUGCCACAGCUCCACCGAAGGGUGGGGAGGAAGAGGAGGACCGCCCGACCCAGAGCUGAGGACAGCAGGUGAAUCACCUGGAUCAUGAGGCCAUCCCUCUGCUGGCUCCUCCCACUUCUCUUCAUCUUGGCCUCAGGGGCCCAAGGCCAGUUAACAAGACGACCAAGACCUGGGAGCCGGCCCAGGCCCAGGCCCCAGCCCCGGCCCAGGCCCACUCCAAGCUUUCCUCAGCCCCAUGAGCCAGCAGAGCCCACAGACCUGCCUCCCCCACUGCCUCCGGGCCCUCCGUCUGUCUUCCCUGACUGUCCCCGGGAAUGCUUCUGCCCCCCUGAUUUCCCAUCGGCCCUCUACUGUGACAGCCGCAACCUGCGCAAGGUCCCUGUCAUCCCGCCCCGCAUCCAUUACCUCUAUCUCCAGAACAACUUCAUCUCUGAGCUCCCUGUGGAGUCCUUCAAGAACGCCACGGGCCUGAGGUGGAUCAACCUGGACAAUAACCGGAUUCGCAAGGUAGACCAGAGGGUGCUGGAGAAACUGCCCAGCCUGGUGUUCCUCUACAUGGAGAAGAACCAGCUGGAAGAGGUGCCCUCRGCCCUGCCCCGGAACCUGGAGCAGCUGAGGCUCAGCCAGAACCACAUCUCCAGGAUCCCCCCGGGCGUCUUCAGCAAGCUGGAGAACCUGCUGCUCCUGGAUCUGCAGCACAACAGGCUGAGCGACGGCGUCUUCAAGCCCGACACCUUCCAGGGCCUCAAGAACCUCAUGCAGCUCAACCUGGCCCACAACAUCCUGAGAAAGAUGCCACCCAAGGUCCCCUCGGCCAUUCACCAGCUCUACCUGGACAGCAACAAGAUCGAGACCAUCCCUAAUGGAUACUUUAAGGGCUUCCCCAACCUCGCCUUCAUCCGGCUGAACUACAACAGGCUGUCGGAUAGGGGACUCCCCAAGAACUCCUUCAACAUCUCCAACCUGCUCGUGCUGCACCUGUCCCACAACAAGAUCAGCAAUGUGCCAGCCAUCAACAACAAGCUGGAGCACCUGUACCUCAACAACAACAGCAUAGAGAAAAUCAAUGGGACGCAGAUCUGUCCCCAUGACCUGGUGGCCUUCCACGACUUCUCCUCAGACCUAGAGAACGUGCCACACCUGCGCUACCUGCGGCUGGAUGGGAACUUCCUGAAGCCACCCAUCCCGCUGGACCUCAUGAUGUGCUUCCGCCUCCUGCAGUCCGUGGUCAUCUAGACCUUGCCCUGGGCUGGACCUCCUCUGACCGCACUUGAAGGCGCCUGUGCCCAUCAUUUUUCUCUGUCGCCCUCUCUUGCUCUCAGCCCUGCCUCUUACCUCUCCCCUUUCUGAGGAUGGGAGAUGCCGUAUGUUCUGCUGCAGCUCUGAAGCAAGACUUCCCAGGGCUUGAUUUGGUCCCACCCAGUUCAAAGGCACCCCCUGCACAACCCCCCCAAACGGCUGGCCUCCUGUGGUCUCCCUCUGCUCCAGAAACACAGAUGUAUGCCUAAGGACUUCACAUACCCUCUUCCCUCUUCCACCCAUCACUCCUGGCUCAGGCUGGGCCAUGGAUUGACAUCUGACCUUGGUCCUGGCCAAGUGAGACACAGAGAUGAUUUGGGGAAGCCCAGAGGUGAGCUUUGGAGAGUCCUGCUGGAGAUUUCUCCAUCUUGGGCAACGCUGCCCCAAAGAGGCUGAGAAAUCCAGGUCUCCUCAACCAAGGAUCCCUCCUUCCAAAACUGCUGUUCCACCUCCCUGUUCAGGGACACUGCACUGCUCUCUGCCAUCCACAUUAUCCAGGAAGGAAGUGUGAGGGAAUGACCAAGAUGGGCCGGAGGGUGAGGGUUUCCAAAGGGCCUGCAUCUGGCUGUCUCUGCACAGGGAUAGUCUGAAGUCCCUCCUCCUUCUCCAGGCAAACCCAGUCUCCUGCUGGGCYUCAGAUAGGAACAGUGGCUCAAAGAACUGGGAUUCAGCUAGAGGGAGAGGGCUGGGGAUCAGGGUCKGAGGCUGGGCCCAUGUCAGUAUAGAUGGGCCCUGCAGCCCCCCUGACCCAACUUCAACACAAGUCCUGAGGCCCUGGGGAACACAGUGUUCACAGUGGAAGGUCAAGASACACCGCCCCACCCCGCCAUCUGUUCCGUGUUAGUGUGAUCAGCCCAGUCACUUCCACCCCCAAGCAGGCGGUUCUUGAGGAACAAGGAAGAAGGGGCGGAGCAUCUGGAAAUCUCCCAGAAGCCUCUGCCACAUUGGAAUUUGGCCCCCAUUUCUAAGACAGACACAUCAGUGACACCUGGUGGCUGCUGAAGGUCACAGCUGGCUCCAGACUCCUCACCCUCUCKGUGGGGUGAUGUUCCAAGGUUAAGAAGCUGGUAUAGGAUUCCAGCUUGGAAGAGCCACGGGUGACAUGCAUGGUGCCUCUCUCCUCUAGAGCCCAAAGGGCACAAAGGUGUAGAGGUUUGCAUCUUUACUAACAGUGAAUGAGCAUAAAUGGGAAACCUUGGAGAGCCCAGAUGAGAAUACAGUUUGACCUUGAUCCUGACAGAUCCAUUUGCUCUCAGCUCCCACAUCCAUAAACACAGGUGGAGAUAAGAUGCUCCUUUGAGAUCCCAGUUCUCAUGUGCCAAGUCUUCAUCUCUGCACUCUCCAGCACACCCUAAUGCAGGACAAGUCUUACCUAUUACCCCUUUCUUUGCAGUAAUUUAUUCCCUAUAUGAUUGUCCCUCCCCAGAGGAUUCUCUUUUCUCCUUACCUGGCCCAGGUGAGCAGCUCAGCAGGUCUCCAAGUGGCACCUGGGCUUCCUCACCUACCUCUUUCCCCCUAAUUUACUCCAGGGGCUCUGACCCUCUGUAGUCCUGAGUGUGUAUGCUGGUGGGGAGUAUGGAGAGGUGGAUGUUCUGGAAACAGGUAACACAGUGCCCACCCUCAAGUCAGGAUGAGAAAAGCUCCAAAGGUUUCAAUAAGUUGGAUUAAGCAGAGUCCCUAACRUUAAGGUAUUUCUAUUAUACUCUCAUUCACUUCUUUUUUGCACCUUCUAGGCCCAUCCCACCCCUGACUCUUUUCCCUGCUCCAUUCAGCUUCCUCUUCUGGCUGCAGCUGGUUUCUCCAAGGCUCCUGCUUAAAGUCAACAUAUUAUUAUGGCUGCAAGCAACCUGGUGCUAUGGCCUGGAUAAGCCCCCUUCGGACCUGUUCACACCUUGUGACCUCAGCCCCUUUGGUGAGGCCCUCAGGGGAGCACAGCUCCUGUGACUCCCCAGGGGGAGCCUAGUCCUGCAAACCUGAACUAUUUUCUUUUAGUGGCCACACCAUCAUCGCCAUUCCAUUGCCCCAUCUAGAAUCCGUCUGCUCCCUGUGUUGCUCUCUGCAGCUGUACACCACAGGGGUAGCAUUCAAUUGGCAUCAUAGGUUACCCCCACCCCGGCCAAGCACACACAAUGGGCAGGUUGCCUUUCGGUCGGUUUAGAAAGCCCCUUCUCUUUACCCAAGUUCAUCGCCUCAGUGCUGUUGGCAUCUACAUAAACAGGUGUGUACGUAGGUGUGUAUGUGUACUCUGCACAUAUAGCUACUCUCUCUUGAAGACCAUGUUAACUUUGUGGAACAAGUUUCACAUUUCAACACGCUUUACAG
Molecule: messenger RNA, 3670 nt
Organism: Urocitellus parryii (Arctic ground squirrel)
Lineage: Eukaryota; Metazoa; Chordata; Mammalia; Rodentia; Sciuridae
Gene: Prelp
Product: proline and arginine rich end leucine rich repeat protein
Cellular component (GO): extracellular exosome
Molecular function (GO): protein binding; heparin binding
Source: RefSeq, a predicted model, not a curated record